This is a messenger RNA of Amyelois transitella, 411 nucleotides long. RefSeq lists its product as uncharacterized. The record is from RefSeq and is a predicted model, not a curated record. The coding region runs from base 1 to 411 and encodes 136 amino acids. Lineage: Eukaryota; Metazoa; Arthropoda; Insecta; Lepidoptera; Pyralidae. The transcript has a single exon.
AUGCGCUACCUGGGCAUCGUUCUUGAUGGCAGAUGGAACUUCGGCGCCCACUUCGCGGAAUUAGCGCCGCGCGUGACGACGGCGGCCGGAGCGCUGACUCGGCUCAUGCCGAAUCUGGGAGGUCCAGAAGCGUCCUGCAGGCGCUUGUACAUGGGGGUCGUGCGAUCGAUAGCCCUUUACGGGGCCCCCGUAUGGGCGGAUGCGCUCUCUCGCCAAAACCUCGCUUCCCUGCGGAGGCCACAGAGGCUGAUGGCGACAAGAGCCGCAAGGGGAUAUCGCACGAUCUCCUUUGAGGCAGCGUCUGUGCUGGCCGGUUCCAUUCCCUGGGACCUAGAGGCGAAAACCCUCGCGUCGCUGUUCUUCUGGCGCGAGGAGGCCGUGGCCCAGGGUCACCGGUUGGCACCGAGUUAG